AUGGAGCCGAAAAUAGAUAUAAUGGACCCGCUACAGUUCUUGGAGAAAAUAUUGGCAUGGAUGGGAGUGGUAAAGAUCGUGGAGGAUCGAAGGCCUGGGUACUACAUGCCGAUGGUGGUCGUGCAGCACAUGGCUAACCUCUACGGCUGGUUUGCCAUUAUAGCCUAUCUCAUGGGCGACAAUCCUUUCUUGAGCAAGAUGGACAGCAUGCAAUAUUUAAUAUCGAUGACGCACAUGGUAACCAAAUACUACAAUCUACACUACAAUAGUGCACCUUACAGGCGCCUCAUCGCUGACGCCAGGCAUCUUUGGGAGGAGGCCAAGAGAAGACCACGUAUGAAGAAUCUUUUGGCUAAACUAAGCCAAAAUGCAAAUAAAGAAAUAAAGAUGUAUUUCUUUAUCUUCGCUAUGGUAAGCCCAGCCUCAUGCUUAAUCACAUUAAUAGUAAACAUGAUGCAGGAGCCCGAGGAUAGGGGGAAACCUUUCUUCGUUUGGGACCCCGUACCCGAGUCCUGGUACUGGACCAGUUGUUUCAUGGAAGGAAUCGGCAUGUUCAUACUUCUCUCAUUGCUGGGUGCCAUGGUGCUUGCGUGCUACGCGACCUGUCAACAAGCGGCCAUUCAAACUAGAAUAUUACAAGAAAUGUUAGAGGAAUCGCCAUUUGACCUAAGAGCAUGCGUUAUACUUCAUCAGAAAAUACUCAGGUACAUUGAGGACAUAAACAAUUAUUUUGCAGGAUACAUGUUCGUGGAGACAGUAUUUUCUUCACUCCAAAUUGCUGUUCGUGGUUAUUACACCCUUAAGCUCCUGAAAGAGGGUGACCCAAAGGUUAUUUCGUCAAUAUUUUUUCUUACACUCUGCCUACUUAGUCCAUUGAUUGUUUGUUUGAGUGGUCAUAUAAUAACAGAUAGUAGUGAAAAUUUAUUUAGAAGCGCUUAUAACAAUGCUUGGUACUCAGCAUCACCAAGAGAAAAAAGUAGCCUAGUUAUAGUACUGUGUCAAGCUUCCAAGAUAAAACGGUUGAAUUACAAAAAUCUUCUAGAUUUCAAUAUGGAAAGAUAUACUAUGGUUGUCCAGGGAACAUACACUUACAUCACGCUAUUACAGGGUGUAGAUUUGUAGUUACUACAAUAUUUAAUACCACUUUUUCAAAUAUCUAAUGGAGAUAUAGUCUACUAAAAUAAAGGAGCUCUCAAUAGUUUCAGUUAAUUACAUCUAUCCAGCAAAAAAAAUAAUAUAGAGAAUUAGAAAAAAUACUUCUAUUUAAAAGUGUAUUUUAUUGCAAUAAAAUCAAAAUGAAAAUGAUUUAUAAAAACAUAAUUUAAAAAAUUAAAACAUAAAAACUACUGAAGUUUUAACAGAGAUAAUGGAAGGAGAAGACACUCCUCCAUGUAGCAACUGAAUCUUUCAUUUCUGGUAGGAAGCUGAGUAAGGAAGUACUUUAUCUACCAUAUUUCACAUUACAUAUCUCAUCUCCGAUAUAGUCCUGGUGCAUGCUAAAGCCUUGAAUCAGUUAUAAUAACCAUGUACCUUGGUACAAACAAUGAUUGGACUUCGUACUUCUAACAAUGAGCAUGUUCUCCAUUAAAUUUGAUCUCUUUACCAACAACAUUGCUUUUAAAGUUUGCCAGUAGCAUCUAGAAGCCUACAAUGAAUGAUACAGGAGUUCAUUCACACUGUAUGUACAAUAAAUGAAUAGAAAUCAAAUGGAACAACAGCAAAAUGAUAAUACU
Messenger RNA from Nezara viridula (southern green stink bug), 1733 nucleotides. The record is from the annotation of a GenBank genome assembly. NCBI's taxonomy places the organism in Eukaryota, Metazoa, Arthropoda, Insecta, Hemiptera, Pentatomidae.